AUAUAUAAUAAACAAUUAAAAAACUUAAAUUAAUUAGAUAAGUAAAAAAGCAGUCUUAAAGUCAAUUAAUGAUAAUGAACAUUAAGUUCUUAUAGCAAAUCCCUCAAUUAGCUCUUUAAACAAAGGAGAAGGUCAAAUCAAAAAUUGAUCAAUUAAAGAAAGAAGAUUCAAAGUAUUUAACUAGCAGCAAUAUGAGUCGUGAUUAGAUCAUCAAAGGGCUUGAAUCUAAAAAUUCUUAAAAAGUGUUAGAUUCAUUAAAAAGGUUAUUAGCCCUAUCCAUCUUAGGGAAAAGCAUUAGCAAGUAUGUGAAUAAGGUUAUUCUACUUUUAGCUAAUCCAGACAUAGAAAUUAAGCGUAUUAUUUACAUUUUAUUGACAGAAAUCAGUUAUGAAAAUCCAAACUGUGAUGAACUUCUUAUGUGUAUCAGCCCACUUUUGAAAUAAAUAGCUAGCAAUAUUCCUUCUGUAAUAAAAGGAGAUACAUUAAAAACUCUUUGCUCUUUAACUAUCCAAGAAAUGAAGCCAAUGCUAAUUAAAACUCUCUAAAAAUUACAUGUUGAUAAAAGUCCAUAUGUCAAAAAAAUAUCAGCACUAACUCUUAUACAAUUCUUUUUAAGCAAAGAUAUUGAAGAAGAAGAAGUUGAUGCUCUUUAUAGUUUUCUUUUGAAAGAUGUACCUUUCUUAAAAGGAUGUGUUUUGCACUUAUCAAGACAACUUUAGACUUAAGGAGAUAAUUUAGAGUUUUUACAUUAUCAUUUUAGAAGAGUAUGCAAAGAAAUUCAUACGUAUACUGUUUAUGAUAUUGUACUUAAUCUUUAAAUGAUAAAUAAGUAUGCUUUAAUGUAUUUGCAAUAUGAAUAAUAAGUCUAGUUAGAGCAACAAGCAUAAGCAUAAGCAGCGGCUGUUGAAGAAAAUAAGAAAUAAAAACUAUCAUCAAUUAAAAAGAUCCAUCCAGACCUUUAACUUUUAUACAAUGUUUGCACUCGCUUAUUAUAUUCUUCAUAUCCCUCUGUCAUACUAGAAGUAGCUCACAUAGCUAUAGAUUUUCCUUAACCCGAGCUCUUAAGUAAGGUAGCAAAAGCUCUUUUGAGAUUUGUAAAUAUAAAUUCAGACUCAAAACUUAUAAUUUUGUAAGCAAUAGAAUAUUUUAGUAUUAAGUAUCCUUAAUACUUCAAAAAUAGUUUUAGAACUCUUUUUGUCACUUAGCUUGAGAAAGUAUAUUGCAAAGUCAAAAAAAUUGAAAUUUUAUAUCAUAUCGUAGAUGAUUUAAAUGUUGGACAUAUUUUAGAUGAGCUAAACUAUUAAAUUAGAUCUCCUUCCUUCGAUGUAAGCAUAGCUGCUAUUAAUUGUAUUAAAAAGAUUGCAAUUAAGCAAAAUAAAUUCUUUGGAAAAUGCAUUAAAUCUCUUACUAGCUUGUUGAAAACAGCUAAUUAGUAGCUCAUAGAAGUUUUAGUUAAAGCACUUAGCGAGCUCAUUUAACAAAAUAUAAAUGUAUACUAUCCUAUUCUUUCAUAUACCUUUGAAUACUACUAACAAAUUAAUAAUCCACUCAUUAAAGAAAGAGUUAUAAUUUAGAUUUCUCAGUUCUGCUAAGAAAUUCCAUCGAUUUGUUUAGACUACUACAGAAUUCUUUUACAAAGCUAUACUAAAGAGCACGAUAUUGUUAAACUUUAAAUAGGUAAUUUAGGAUUUAAGCUUUUGUGUAUAUUUGACUAAAAUCAUGAGCUCUUUUAGAAGCUUGUUGAAUUUUUCAAAUAUAACUUGAACCUUGGAAUUAAUGAUAGAUCUUUCAAAGUAAGAGACAGAAUGAGAUUUAUUAAAGCAAUUACAAUUGGUAAUGAAGUAUCAGAUAUUAGCUCUUAUGAAGCAUAAAAAUUGAAAGAGAAUUUAAAUAAAAUACACACUUAAAAAUUAGUCGAUUUAUCAACAAAUCACGUUUCUGAACUAUUUAAUAGCAAUGAGGGGUAAAUAUAACAAAUAUCAACAGAAAAUCAACUAGAAUACCUAGGUGAAUAAUAAGCUCGUUCUUUUGGUUUACUAACAAAUGAAGGAUUCAGAAUUGGCACAAUAUCAUCAAUUCUAAAAAUAAGAUACGAAGGAUAUUCUAACUUUGAAAUAUAUUCUACAUAAAUAGCAAAGGAGUCAACAGAUUAGAGGAGAAGUGAAGCAGAAACUUAGGAAAAGCUAUAAAAAGAACAGUAGAUUUAAGAAAAGCUGUAAAAAUAAAAAGAAAUUGCAGAAGCAUAGGCUGAAGAAGAAAAAGUUGUAUCAUAAGUUAAACCUAAUCCAGAAGCCAAGUAGAAUCAAAUUAAAAAAUAAGUUUAAAGCGAUUUAUUAAAUCACUAUCAGGACAGUCUCAAAAAAACUCUUAGCGAUUUUUUCGAAGACGAUUGAAAGAUUUUUUAAAAAGUUUGUCUUUAAUAAAAUAAUUUAUAUGUUUGUAUAGUCAAUUAAUGCGUUUAUCUGUAUAUCAAUUUAAAAUUUUAAUUAUUUUUAAAUUAAUAGAGAAUAUUUU
This is a messenger RNA of Tetrahymena thermophila SB210, 2514 nucleotides long. RefSeq names its product adaptin amine-terminal region protein. Gene Ontology annotation, biological process: vesicle-mediated transport; intracellular protein transport. The record is from RefSeq and is a predicted model, not a curated record. Gene Ontology annotation, cellular component: membrane coat. NCBI's taxonomy places the organism in Eukaryota, Ciliophora, Oligohymenophorea, Hymenostomatida, Tetrahymenidae. The transcript has 8 exons.